AUGUCACUCGUGUGUGUUGGUGUGUGUCGGCUGCUUGGGCGACCAUGGUAACGCUCUAUUGUUAUAGCAGUACACGUAAACUGCAUGCAGAUUGCGGCUAUGCGAAUGUACACGAUCCCGUGAAUUUACAUAUGCACGAAACUCAAUUCAACGUGAAUUUAAACCGGGCAAACUACGAGUAACAUAGGAAUAUCAUACUUCAUGGGCAAUAUAUGAACCGAGGAAACAAGAAGGAAAAUAACCAAAAUGACGGAGGUACUUUCAGAACUGGUUUCAGAUGCCAAACGACACAAGUUUUCAACGAUUCCCAAACUCUCCGAUGAUGAUAUUGUGAGUGUUUGGGAAAAUGUUGCGAACUUUGUGGAACGGCACAUGGCCCAACAAAAGGGAGUUCAAAUCCAUGCUCUUGGAACAUUCACCUUUACCCAGAAGAAGAUCGAUAUUGGAAAUAAUAAAUUUAUCCUCAUCCAGAGGCCUGUCUUUGUACUCUCAGAGAAGUUUGCCCAGACACAUGGACUCAGCUACACUAAACAUUUCACCUCAGGUCAAGUCCCUAUCGUUCAACUCAACUUUGCAACACUUUCCAACGAGAGCCCCUUUGAUCGCGACACUGUAGAGGGAUGUGUUCGCGAAGUUCUUCAGGCGCUUUCUCGUUGCGUUCAGUCUAAGAAGAAUGUAGAAUUCACCUUUACCGGUAUCGGACGUCUGACUAUUCGUGAUAGCAAAGUCAAGAUGAAGUUUUAUAAGGAUUUCCUCAAUAUGAUGGAUGGUUCAGGCCGUCUAGUUGAAGCUCUCAGAAAUCGGCCUGAUACAGCAGACUCUGUGCUAUCGAGGGCCAGUGUUUUCAGACCAGCCACAGGUGGUACAGUUGUUCUACCAAAAAUCACCCAGGGUGCAGGCAAGGAUGGAUUCAGUUUUGAGAAUGAGGAUAAAGAGCGUCAGAUGCCCGCCAUUGAAGAGGUCAGAGAGGUUGAAGAACGUGGAGAGUCGCGCCUUGGUGACGCCCCGGAACAGGAAGAUGAGGGGCUUGGGAGAGAACUAGAAGAUGAAGCUCCCAAGAAACCGGCCACACUGGUGCGGCCCUCAUCCCGGCAACUAAUCCCCACGGCCAAGGCAACCAGCUUAAGCCUCCUAGAUGACCUUGCCCCGUCCCCACCCCCUCAACCCAGAGGGCUAAAAAGCACCCCGUCACCCCCUCCAGGCAAGCCCCCAUCCCCCAAGGGGGAACUCCCCCCUCCACGCUCCCCUGCAGAGAUCCGUGAAUCCCUCGCAAAUGAAGCAGAGGCGAUGGAGAGGUCAAGAUCCGCCACUUGCUCGCAUGCCCAUGAGAAAGCAGGGCAGGAACUGUGCUAUCUCUGCCACCAGAGGGCGGUGCGCAAUGUACCUGUAUCGUUUGAGGUUGAGAGGAAGAGGAAGGAACAGGAGCAAGAUCGAUUGUUGCAACAGUUUCAGCAUUUGAAAGACACAGAGUCUAUUCUUAGAGAUCAGGCUCAGAAUAUGUCUAACAAGCAUCAUUCCCAGAAGAUAGCAGCCUUUAACCUUGGUGUUAGUGAGGCAAUUAAGAACAAGCAGAAGGAAAGAUCCACUGAAUUUCAUAGAUCAUACGUAUUCCAGAACCGCGCCCGCACUCCGCCCCGCUUCCUGAAGCAGGAGGAGUAUGCCACCCAUCUUGGAUCUCAGGUAGAAGCUAAAGCCGUGGACAGGGUCAAGCGCAAGCAAGACACAGACUUCCUGGAGAGGCUAGAACAAGUGCAACUGGCAGAGGAGCUUUCAGCACAGAGAGAAAGAUACCUCAGAGAUAAGAUGGAACAAACCGAUAUGUACAAGAGGGCACUUUCAGCUCAGGUGCGUUUCAAGCCUCUACCAUUGCCAGGGGCAGUACCCGACUCUAAGGAGCCUAUCUUUGGCAAGUUUGACGCCACCAACGAGCAGCUUGCCGAGCGGAGGCGGCGAGCCAUUGAGGUCUUUCAGGAGCAGAUCUCGGCGGUAGAGAAUAGGCGAAAGACCGGCCUGUCUAACCACGUCAAGACCCAGAAUGAAGAGACUGACAUGCUGGAGAAGACUCGUAGAGAAUUGAUCGCUGACCGUGCGGCUCGCUUUGAUCAGGCUUUCCAGACGAGGAAAUCCCUGGAGGAUACGUGGAAGGAGGCGACGGCCCUCAAGAAGAGUCGGGAGGAGGAGCAGAUGCUCAAACUCCAGAGCCCCGGCAUCCUUCUCCACGAGCAGUGCGACCAGUACCACCGAUGUGAACAGUGCCUACGAACGCUCAAGAACUGCGGCGAAUCUAACAUAUGGAGUGAAUCCAGAUACAUCCCUGGCUCUCGGCUAAUUAUGUAGUAAUAUUUGGUAGAUUCCGUAACAAAAAUAAUGAAAUGAUCCUCUUUAUUGCUGUGUAAUGAUACUCAUUCCAUAAAAAAAAAAAAGCACAUCUAAAUGAUUUGAUUUAUAAGCACACACACACAAUAUAAAGAUCAUAGUGAAUUGAACUGAUAAUGGGAUAAUCAGGAAAUGAUAAAUUGAUAAUACAGUGAUAUGAAUAAUGCUAAAAUUUAUAAUUUGAAAAUGAUAGAUUAAUUCUUUAGUGAUAUGAAUAUAAAAAGUAAAAGGUAAAGUUUUGUCACAGAUUUUUAUUUAAAAAAGAGGGAAAGUUGGAUGUAGCACAUUUCGGGAUCAUGCACACCAUAUUUUGUAUCAAUAUUUGUUGUGAUUUCACAUUAAGUUAAGUGUUUAUAUUCUCUUAAUUUGAAUUGGACAUAUUACAUUGAAAUAGAAGUGCUAUAUAAAUAUGAAUAAAAUGUUAAAUUGUACAAAUGUAGAGCUGGAACUCUCAUUCCUUAUUGAGUAUGAGAUAUGUUCUUCUAUGCAAGUAGUUAUGAAUUAGGAAAACAAAUAUUUAGAUUUGAAUAUCAACAUGCCUUGAUCUGUUUCCAUGGUCAGUCUUUUUUCUUGUACCUUGAAAGGUACCUUUCAAAAUGCUGGCGUUGAAUUUUGCUAGAUGCCUGGAUAGAGAUGGCAGUUCUAUGCAAAAUAACUUCCAAGUGUCUUAAAAAAAACUGAAAUGGUUGAUAUUGUUGGACUAUGCAUAUAUAUGGAUAGAAAGCCAAUACUUUCACAGAACAAAUAAAAUGUGAACAAAGAGUGUGUGCCAUCUUUAAACAAAUUAGAGUGGUUAUUUUCAGAUGAAACAUUGAAAUGAAAUAUAUAUAUAUGAGUUAUUAUGUGAUAUUAUAUGAAAUUAUGCAGUAAUAAAUUAAUUAUCCAUAGUAGUGUGUAUUUGAAAGUAUGCUUCUUAUAAAUUUGAUUAUGAAUGGAAAGAGUGUUCAUCUUGGCUACAAAAUCAUGCAUUCAGAUUGUAAUUGUUAUUGGUAACAUUUAUUUAAGGAAAAUGAGGCAAUUUUUUUUUCUUCACCUUAUAGAUUUUUUGUAAAAAGAGGCUUCUUUUAUCUGGUCAGUAUAGUGUAAGAAAAUAUAUUUCUGAAGAAGUGAAUAUAACUGGCAUGUUUCUUGAAUACAAAGAGAUACGAUCAAUAUUUGCAAUCAAUUGUAACUUAUAGUACAUGGUUUUCCUUUGCCUUAAAUUUAGAUUUGAUCAUACAUCAAUUGCAUUAGUUUCAUAACAGGGUCGCUGGGGGUGUUGCAAGAAAUAUUUGCUAUCAAAUUUUACAUUUCUGAUGCCAAUUUACAAUUGAUAUUAUCAGUUGUAACCAGAGCAAAUUGUUUUUUACUGCUUGAUGCAAGAAGCAGACUAGCAAUCAAGUGCAACAUUUGCAAUUAAUUGCCAGACUUGUGAUUGAUAUUGAUCCAAAUUGACUUGCAAUCGAUUGCAAGUCUCUUGCAACGCUCCAGUAGUCUUGUUAGGACAUUGAUGUAAAAAAAAUACUACUAUCUAUUUUGUAUGUUCAGUAUAAAACUUUGAGUUGUGAAGAUCCAGUGCACAUGCUAUUAUUCAAUUCAUAUGGAGGAUACCUCUUAUUAUUUUGGAACUUUGCUAUAUCUUGUUGAAUCUGUUAAACAAUGGCUCCAGAAAUUUCUUUACUUCUGUAUAGUACUAGAAAUGGGGCAUGUAUUCAAUGGGUUGAAUAUAUAGCUCUUUGCAAAGUUAUGUUAAAGUUUUUAUCAAAAAUUUCAACUAUUUCCAGGAAGUCUUUAACAUUACAUUCUAUUGUCCAUGAUGGACAAAUAAAUAAUUAACAAAUCAGAAUAAAAUCAGAGGAGCUGAGGUAUUUGUUUUACAGCUUUGGACCAGGAGUGGCUUGGUGGUUGGGUUCUAGUGGUACAGGAGAUCACCGGUUCAAAUCUCACAGAUUCCAACAUUCUUUCUGAUUUUGUUCUUACAUGAUCUCAUAUUACUGGGUUCCUGUAAUGGAUUUACAUAUAAAUCUUUGGAAAAUUUUCACUAGAUGAAAUGACCUAUUUUUCAAAUAAUUAAAGUUUGGUGUCUUUUAAUCUGUCAGCUUUACUUGAUAUGUACUUGUACACUUAGGAAUAUUUUGUUGAUUGAAAAUUAUCAACAUUUCACUUUGCAAUAUAUGUUACAUAUAUUUAAGUUGUAUAUGAAUCUGUUUCAAGAAAGGUUGAUACACUGCGGCUCGGGUAUUUGUGAAAGUGUAUCUCCUUGGCAGCAUAAUUGGUAGAAGAACAAAGCAUCCUGAAACUGCACUCUCCUCAUAUUGUUCUGGGAGUGGUAUUUGAAGGUUUUUUUGUCCUUUCUUGCAUCCGAAAAGCUCAUCAAGUUAUUAGCAUUUAUGUGUUGUUGUGUUCAGGAUAGUGGGUCAUUAAUAACGUCACGGAUAAGCCUUUACAUCAUUUGGAAAAAUGCCAAACGUAAUCGCGCUACACCCACUUGUAACGUUUUUCAUGUGGAGCAAUAUUAAUCACCUAUGUUACAACACUGAAAGGGAUUUAGAAAUAGAAUCUGGGCAUAGUACUUAUGCCUUUUUGGCAUUGAAUAUAGGUUCCCAGGCAGGUUGGGAAUGAUUUAUUGUACUUUUGUAAUGUACACAUCAUGUAUUAUUCAUACUAAUGAUUAGAAGAUUGUGAUCAUGACGGUGAGAAACAAUGUUAUCCAGUAAAUAGAUUGUCAACACAUAAGUACAUUUAUUUUCUAAAAUGUGAAAUAAUGACUCAAAUUCUAAAUUGGAAUAUGGUAAAUUUAGAUGUUGUGUCUAAUGUUGCUGCAUUUGAAAAAAGUGUUUUUCCGUCCAUUUCAGUGCAUUCAAUAUCGUAAGUGAAAAAGCAGUAGAUAUAUCAUUCGUUAAUUUCCAUUGGAUCUGCGCAUUAAACAGAUGAUAUUUGAUUCCAAUUUAUUUUUCUUUCUUUUGGUUGCACUUUUUCCUAUUUAACAACUCACUAGACUACACGUGUGCAGAAAAUUCCACAUAUAUAUUCUAUUGUUUUUACAUUCCAGUGUUAUUUUUACUGUGCUUUUACUAUUGCUUCAAAAAUGACAGGUUUACACAAAAUAUGGAGCAUUCAGAAUUUGACCCGCCCCAAAAAUGUAUGCAUUUAUGUAUAAUAUGUAUUUUUAAUUGGGAAAGUAAACAUACAUUCUAAUUAUUGUAUAUUUUCCUUGAGUAAUAUUUCAAAUACAGAAGCGAGCUAUGAUAAGAACACAAAAGAUCAAAUCUAUAUCUGCAUUUUAGUUGCAAUGAUAUUAUUUUCUUGUAAAUAUCAUAUUUCUUUACUUAUGUUUAUCACUGUUAAUAUUUAUGUCGCUAUUAAAUGCCUAUGGACUUGUGUCACUAUAA
Lytechinus pictus (painted urchin) is the source of this 5747-nucleotide messenger RNA. RefSeq names its product coiled-coil domain-containing protein 81-like. The record is from RefSeq and is a predicted model, not a curated record. Lineage: Eukaryota; Metazoa; Echinodermata; Echinoidea; Temnopleuroida; Toxopneustidae. The coding region runs from base 247 to 2337 and encodes 696 amino acids. Gene Ontology annotation, cellular component: centrosome. The transcript has 12 exons.